Alligator mississippiensis (American alligator) is the source of this 1840-nucleotide messenger RNA. It is a transcript of the gene SRP9, whose product is annotated as signal recognition particle 9. The transcript has 3 exons. The record is from RefSeq and is a predicted model, not a curated record. Gene Ontology annotation, biological process: negative regulation of translational elongation; SRP-dependent cotranslational protein targeting to membrane. Gene Ontology annotation, molecular function: 7S RNA binding. The coding region runs from base 13 to 273 and encodes 86 amino acids. NCBI's taxonomy places the organism in Eukaryota, Metazoa, Chordata, Crocodylia, Alligatoridae. Gene Ontology annotation, cellular component: signal recognition particle, endoplasmic reticulum targeting.
UGCGGGGUCGUCAUGCCGCACUACCAGACCUGGGAGGAGUUCACGCGCGCCGCUGAGAAGCUCUACCUCGCCGACCCCAUGAAGGUGCGUGUGGUUCUUAAAUAUCGCCACUGUGAUGGAAACCUUUGUAUCAAAGUAACAGAUGAUGUUGUUUGUCUGCUAUAUAGAACAGACCAGGCUCAAGAUGUAAAGAAGAUAGAGAAAUUCCACAGUCAGCUGAUGCGACUUAUGGUAGCUAAGGAAUCCCGCAGUGCUGCUAUGGAAACGGACUGAAUUGCUUUGAAUGCUCUGGUCAUAUUUCACAGGAAGAAAAUAUCACUUGGAUUUGAGCACACAUUGGGACAGGAGGUGCUUUGUGAUGAAGUGAACUGCUGAAAAGUGAAGCAUUUCCUCCUCUUCCCCCCCCCCCCCCCCAAUUCCACUUCAGAUAACUAGGAAAAUAAAUGCUUUCAAUUGAAAGCCUUUAUUUAUUGGAAAGUGAGCAAGAAAACAUCUUCCAUGGAAAAAUAUUCUUACAGGUUAAGUAUGUUAAACAAUACUUGUGCAUUUUGUUUUAUAAAUCUACAGUGCUCUAAUUGAAGUCGAGACAAAGCCCCUUUAGAAAAUCAAAGUAUAGCUUUUAUGUAGUUCUUGUUUAGGUUUCUUUUUGUGUUCAUAUUCCAUGGUGAUGUAUUCUCACAGUGAGAAGACUGAUAAUCUGACCAACUAAUACUGUAACAUGGGAACUGGUCUAAUGAACCAUGACAACUAAUAUGUUGUAUUUCUGAAAUAAGGCUUUUUUUAAACAAAGAUAUUAAUAUUGCCAAAUGUAUAUUGAAACUAGCUAGCAAAUUAUUCUAUGUAAGGUUUCUAGAAUUUAAUGCUAUGUCUUGGUCAAGUUGUACACUUCAGCUUGCACAUAACUAUAGAUCACCACUUAAACAAAUACAGAUAUGAAUUUGAAAGAUCAACACAAUGAAGUCCGCUCAGUAGCAUGUGUAAGUUGGAAGCUUCCAAUUAAGUUGUUAGCGGGCAAGAGCAUGCAUAAACUAGCACUGAGUAUGCAACUGAUCUUCCUUUUUGUCUCCAGAGUUGAAGCUGUCUAGCAGGUAGGGUAUGGAAGCUACUGUCCAUGACUGUAUGGUUCUGUGGAUAAAUUACAUCAGUAUCCAGGGUUCUGUUUAGCAACUCACUAAUGCUAGUAACUUAAAUGAUUGUGAAGCUUGUAAAAACUGAUCUUUCUGGAUGUGAGUAGGUUUGGUGAACACUUCCUUAAACAUUGGUGCACGAAAUAGGUGGAUGAUACUUGCAUGGCUUAGACACACUGGCUAUUGCUACCUUUCAUGGUAGAAGGAUAUAUUCACCCCUUUCAACAGCUUCCUGUUUGAACACCAAACAGUCACUGUCAGGAUGCUAGCAUUGGAUGGAUACUGUUAUGAAUUGAACUUCAUUUUUAAAAUGCUGAGCUGACCUCUGUGUAUACUGCCCUUGUAAAAGUUUUUUUCCUGUGCUAUUUUGGCUUGACCUAAACCUGUAAAAGCAAAGGAAGGGCCAUACAGUGCUUUGAUUUUUUUUAUAACAUUGAGUGUUGUUAUUGUAAAUAUUGUACUUGAAUACCAGUUACCUGCUGUAGCUCAUACAAAAAAUGAGGUUUUUAACAUUACUAGUAACAUCAGUACUUGGAUGGAAUAGAAUUCAGAUGUUUGCCAAAGGCUAGAAAAAUAAUCGACUCUUGGAUAUUGCAUAAAAUGUUAUUAUUUCAGAUGGAAGAUAUUUUUGCAUGGUGAAUUGCUAGUUGCUAUCUUAAGUGCUGGCUUGUGAGCUUUGAGGUCAGCAAAAUAAAAUACUCUGAUCAAGAUAA